Daldinia vernicosa is the source of this 1896-nucleotide messenger RNA. RefSeq names its product SUR7/PalI family-domain-containing protein. Lineage: Eukaryota; Fungi; Ascomycota; Sordariomycetes; Xylariales; Hypoxylaceae. Gene Ontology annotation, cellular component: cell cortex; plasma membrane; membrane raft. The record is from RefSeq and is a predicted model, not a curated record. The transcript has 3 exons. Gene Ontology annotation, biological process: septin cytoskeleton organization; cortical actin cytoskeleton organization; endocytosis. The coding region runs from base 472 to 1218 and encodes 248 amino acids.
UCAACACACUCUCAAUCGGAAGAGAGACCUUCAACUAUUUUAUAUUUUUUUAUUAUUGUUUUUCGUUUCCGUCUUCCCCCCCUUUUCUCGUUCGUGAUAAACAACAACCUUGCGAAAAUCAUACCCGGCCUUGCGAUAAUAUUACUCGUAUAUUCUUAAUACUAAUCCCUAUUUGGGUUGUAUCGAUAACUAUUCCCUCAAUCAAUCAAGCCAUCUGCCCGACCGCCUUUGAUCUCAAACCCUCUUCCGCAUUCGUAUCCAAGACAACCUAAUCUAAGAAAUUGUGUCUUGGUUCUCGUUUCUCCUGGAAACGAAACAGUGUCUUACCCCUUACCCUGCCAGCUGCCAGCUGCCCGCCCUGGGUACUUAGUUUGCGCGUCUUUGCCCAAGCUGCUUGUCGACCAUCUUUCUUGAUACCACAAGUAAUCUCUACACACUUUAAUCCGGUCUGGCCGGUCAAUAGUAUUCAAGAUGGCGCGUUCAAACGCAUAUCUCGCGCCUCUCUCCCUCAUCUUCCUCGCCGGCUCCUUAGUGAUGAUGUUCUUCGUGAUCCUAUCAGCCGUCACCGACACGUCGCCCCUAAGACAAACCUACUUCCUGUCGGCUCAGACCGGCGGCAUAACGGGCGCCCGCUCCGUCACUCAAUGGACCUACUUCUAUAUUUGUGGCGAAGGCAACACCGACUGUAGCAGCGCAUGGCCUGCCCCUCCCCUGGGUUGGGGCUGGUCCGCAAACCCGAAUAAUGCGCCCUCUUCUUUGAUCGGUACCUAUGGCGGCGACACUACAAGCUUCUACUACUACUACAUGUGGCGGUUCGGCUGGGUCUUCUACUUAAUCGCGCUGGUGUUCUCCGUGCUUGCCUUCUUCGCAGGCUUCGUGGCAUGCUGCGGACGCUUAGGCUCGGCCAUCGCAGGACUAGGAGCUCUCAUCGCCUUGUUCUUCCACACCAUCGCCGUGUCGCUGAUGACAGCCGUCUUCGUUAAAAUGCGUAAUGCGUUCAUUGCGAGCGGCCGUGAUGCUAGCCUUGGUCGAUGGGCCUUCGGCUUUAGCUGGGGUAGCUGGGCCGCCUUGUUGAUCGCCACGAUACUCUUCUGUCUGGGUAUCCGCGGUAGCAAUGGUGAGGGUCACACCGGUCGUAGAUGGGGCCGUCAGAGGAGUGUGCGGAGCCACCGAAGCUACGAUAUGAACGGCCGACGUGUUAAGGAAGAGUACGCCUAAGUAAGAAUUUCGGGGGUUAUAGCAACCUGAGUACGAAAGAUGAACUAAAUCAAGAAACCCAAAUUGCGGCAGAUGAAGUAGUAUGAACCGACAGAUGGAGAUUUUGAGAGUGCGCAGACCACCUCACGCUUCAAGUUUUACGCGUUUUACAUGAAGCUUGGCAUAAUGGAUAAUAACGACGAUAAUGACCGACGCAAAGUUACGUACGAGGUAUCGUGAGCAAGGAUACGGAGGAACAGCAAGGAACAGACCAGCAGACAGACAAGGACGGAAGGAUGAACAGUGGAGGAUGUAAUAAUAGGGAUACCACAGCCAUAAGUUGCGCCUAUGCUCUAUGUAUGCUACAGGUACUUUUGUGCUUACUCGGUCGUUAUGGUAGAUGAUUAAUUGAUUGAGAUUAUCUGGCCAGCUUGCAGGCUUGAGAUAUAUCGUGAGAGGGGAAUACUCGUGAUGUUGUUUUGAAGAGGAUGUUUGACUGAGGCAUUGAGAUAUUAUUGUGCUUCAUAUAGCUAGAGCCUAGGGAUGCUCGAACAUCGUGUCUACAGUAUCACGGACGUCUAUCAAUGAGUCUCGUUUUAAAUCGCCCCUAGAAGAGUGAAUUGGAGUUGUACGAAGGGUAGAUAUAAGGUACUUGAGAACAUAAGAAUUACGCAGCUAUUAAGCUAUACAUUAUUUAUA